Molecule: messenger RNA, 3710 nt
Organism: Rattus norvegicus (Norway rat)
Lineage: Eukaryota; Metazoa; Chordata; Mammalia; Rodentia; Muridae
Gene: Mybl2
Product: MYB proto-oncogene like 2
Biological process (GO): DNA-templated transcription; regulation of DNA-templated transcription
Cellular component (GO): nucleus
Molecular function (GO): DNA binding
Source: RefSeq, marked validated
AAAGUGGUUCAGUGCGCUCCCUAGGCAGCUGCAGUUCCUGGGAACGUGCGACAAGACCUGCAGACACGCUGACGCCUCAGAGCACCGCCUGGGGCCCGGAGCGGCCGGUGCAGCCUGAGUCCUGACCCCGGCCCGGCUCCCGCUCCGGGCUCGGCCGGCGGGCGUAAGGGCGCGGCGGGGUCCGGGCCGGGGGGAUGUCUCGGCGGACGCGCUGUGAGGAACUGGAUGAGUUACGCUACCAGGACACGGACUCAGACCUCCUGGAGCAGAGAGACAACAAAUGUAAGGUCAAAUGGACCCACGAGGAGGAUGAGCUACUGAGGGCCCUGGUGAGGCAGUUUGGACAGCAAGACUGGAAGUUCCUGGCCAGUCACUUUCCUAACCGCACAGACCAGCAAUGCCAGUACCGGUGGCUGAGGGUUUUGAAUCCAGACCUUGUUAAGGGACCGUGGACCAAAGAGGAAGAUCAGAAGGUCAUUGAGCUGGUCAAGAAGUACGGCACAAAACAGUGGACGCUCAUUGCCAAGCACCUGAAGGGCCGUCUUGGGAAGCAGUGUCGUGAGCGCUGGCACAACCAUCUCAACCCUGAGGUGAAGAAGUCCUGCUGGACAGAGGAGGAAGAUCGGAUCAUCUGUGAGGCCCAUAAAGUGCUGGGCAACCGCUGGGCUGAGAUCGCCAAGAUGCUGCCAGGGAGGACAGACAAUGCUGUGAAGAAUCACUGGAAUUCCACCAUCAAAAGGAAAGUCGACACGGGAGGGUUCCCAAACGAGUCCAGAGACUGCAAGCCUGUCUACUUGCUCUUGGAGCUCGAGGACAAGGAUUACCAACAGAAUGUCCAGCCUGUGGAAGGCCCGGGAAGUCUUGUGAGCAGCUGGCCCCUGGCGCCCUCUACUGUGAAGGAGGAGGAGAGCAGCGAGGAGGAGGCUGCCGUGGCUACUACUUCUAAGGAACACAAGCAGGAGCCCGUCCCCACUGAUCUGGGGGAAGUGCGCACCCCAGAGCCCCUGGAAUUCCUCAAGCGUGAAUACCAGGAGGAAUCCUCCCCAGAAACAAGCCUGCCCUACAAGUGGGUGGUGGAGGCCGCGAACCUCCUCAUCCCUGCUGUGGAGUCCAGCCUCUCCGAAGCUCUGGACUUGAUCGAGUCGGACCCCGAUGCUUGGUGUGACCUCAGUAAAUUUGAUCUUCCUGAAGAACCGUCUGCAGAGGGCAGUGUCAACAGUAGCCCAGUGCAACUCCAGACACCGCAGCAGCAGCAACAGCACCAGCAGGCACUGUCAUUCCACCAGGCUGCCACACCAGGGCCCAGUGUGACUGAGUAUCGCCUUGAUGGCCACACUAUUUCAGACCUGAGCCGGAGCAGCCGGGGAGAGCUGAUCCCCAUUUCCCCAAGCACUGAGUUUGGGGGCUCAGGCAUUGGCACACCGCCCUCAGUGCUCAAGCGACAGAAGAAACGGCGCGUGGCCCUGUCGCCUGUCACAGAGAACAGUGCCAGCUUGUCCUUCCUGGACUCCUGUAAUAGCCUUACCCCGAAGAGCACACCUGUCAAAACCCUUCCCUUCUCUCCUUCCCAGUUUCUGAACUUCUGGAACAAACAGGAUACCCUGGAGUUGGAGAGCCCCUCCCUGACGUCCACUCCGGUGUGCAGCCAAAAGGUGGUAGUCACCACACCCUUGCACAGGGAUAAGACGCCCCUGCACCAGAAGUAUCCAUCGUUUGUAACCCCAGAUCAGAAGUAUUCCAUGGACAACACUCCCCACACACCAACCCCGUUCAAGAAUGCUCUGGAGAAAUAUGGACCACUGAAACCCCUGCCCCAAACCCCACACCUGGAAGAGGACUUGAAGGAGGUGCUUCGUUCCGAGGCUGGCAUUGAGCUCAUCAUUGAGGAUGACAUGAGACCCGAGAAACAGAAGAGAAAGCCUGGGCUCCGGCGAAGCCCUAUCAAGAAGGUUCGGAAGUCUCUGGCUCUUGACAUUGUGGAUGAGGAUGGGAAGAUGAUGUCAUCGACCUCGCCCAAGACUCUGUCCUUGCCAACCAGUGUCCCAUCCAGCUCCUCUGGCUUCAUCUUGCCGGGUAUCAAGGAGGAUAACAGCCUGCUCAACCAGGGCUUCCUACAGGCCAAACCCGAGAAGGUGGUGGCCACCCAGAAGCCCCGGAGCCACAUUCCAGCCCCUGCUCCUAUGACCCGUGCCUGGAAGACGGUGGCCUGUGGGGGCACUAAAGACCAGCUCUUCAUGCAAGAGAAGGCCCGGCAGCUCCUGGGCCGUCUGAAGUCCAGCCACACAUCUCGGACCCUCAUUCUGUCCUGAGGGGCUUGCAGGGAACAAGCCAGCUCUCAUGUUUACAGGGGUAGGGUGUGGGGUAAGGUGUGCGUUGAAGUCACAUUAAAUGACCAGCUUCAGGAAGUCUUCUGCCAGCCCCUCAGUCUGCUCAGGUGGCAGAAGUCACAUGGUACAUCUCUUCCCCCGGUCUAGCCUUUGUGAAGUUCCUGGUGGUGCUAAUAGAACAAAGUCCCACUCCUGGGCCUGCCUGCCCUCCGCCCAGUGCCACAAGGAGCCCUAUUAGGUUCUCCCAGGCUCUCAUCCAGACUCCUGCUUAGGAUGGGGGUGUGGCGAGGGGUGCUCCUUCCCUCGUUUGUUGGUACACUGUCUCCACAAUAAAAUACCGUUCUCCCUAUGCAGCCCCGACUCUGCCCUCUGAGUCUUGAAGUGCCUUGAAGGCCCUCUCCUGACACGUAGGCCUGUAGACCUCUGUUCUUGGGUACAGCUUUACCCAGUGAGCAUCUCUGCAAAGCUCCCAAGAGCUCUGAGUGGAUGAAGAUGGGUUCUGAGAACCUGUUAGAACGGUGUAUUCACCUUUGCCCUGAUGCCUCAGGGCCAUGGCUUGGGGCAUGGGUGGUUCUUAUGGCUUCCACGGAGCAGCUGCUGCCUUAAGCCGAGCCUGCCAUAGGUAAGACCAUUAAUAUAGGUAGAGGGAUGGAUGGCAGGCCUUUCGACUCUGGCCAAUGUGUGGAAGGCUGCCCAGCUCCUGGAUCUUUUAUCCUGAAUUGGUGGCAGCCAUGGCCUGGGCUGUCACCUCCCUUGGAGUCAGUGGGUAGAGCGUGGUCCAUAGUUCAGUCAGUUAAGAGCUUGACUAGGGAGAUGCUGAGCCUAAUGUCUACGUUAGGAAGUGUUGUUUUCUGUAGCCUGCCUGGGUGUCCCUGGGUUGGGAGUUAGAUGGACCUAUGGGAGGUCUAGACUUAGUCCUGGUUAAAGGGAGACUUGAGGCAAAUGUUCUCCAACUGGGCAAGAGAUAACGUCUGAAGAAGACUGCGCUAGCACACCGGAGUCCAGGCGCUCUCCUGUAAAAGAUACGGGAGCCGGGCUGUGCUCUCACACUGUGCCUACUGCAGCCUCCUUGUCUGAGCCCCAUGCUCAGUGAGCAGCACCUGCCUCACCCCUGGCUCUCUAGUUCUUUUCUCAGAAUGGCUAAGGCGACUAGCAGCCACGCGUGUGUGCGGUCUGUGCUUGAGAAGGCAUGGUGGAGGACAGGCUGUCAAGCAGAGGAUAAAGGCUGCUGGUGCCUACCAGGCUCUCCUACAGUCGGGGCUCUCUAAGGGGUGCCGCAGCCUGCAUUUAGGGGGGCUCUUUUAACCCUGGAAUUUCCUCAUAGACACACGCAAAUGUGUGCCUUCUUGUCAGCCAAGUUGACAAUAAAGAGUAGCAAAUUGU